CAGCUGUCAAACGCGUAGGUUGGCAGCGCGACAGUCACAGUGCGACUGUCAAAGCGAUAAAAAAGUUGUCUCCGCAUCGAGAAUUUAAAUAAAUAGUUUCCAGCAUUUCGAAAAUAUGAUACGUGCACCGCUUGUCAAGGCGCUGGGCGCACUGGGCUCACCCACACAUCAGAUCGCCAGUCGAGCGGUGCGCACCAGCGCCAUCGUGGCACAGACACCGGCCAAGGCGCCCGAGAAGAUCGAGGUCUUUGUCGAUGACAUUCCCGUGCAGGUGCUCCCUGGGACCACAGUGCUGCAGGCUGCAGCCCAGGUCGGCGUUGAGAUUCCGCGCUUCUGCUAUCAUGAGCGGCUGGCCGUGGCCGGCAACUGCCGCAUGUGCCUGGUGGAGGUGGAGAAGAGCCCCAAGCCGGUGGCCGCCUGCGCUAUGCCCGUGAUGAAGGGCUGGCGCAUCAAGACCAACUCAGAUCUGACCCGCAAGGCACGCGAGGGUGUCAUGGAGUUCCUGCUGAUGAACCAUCCGCUGGACUGUCCCAUCUGCGACCAGGGCGGCGAGUGCGAUCUGCAGGAUCAGGCCAUGGCCUUUGGCUCCGAUCGCUCCCGCUUCACGGACAUCCACUACACCGGCAAGCGCGCUGUAGAGGACAAGGACAUUGGGCCGCUGGUGAAGACCAUCAUGACCCGCUGCAUCCACUGCACCAGAUGCGUGCGCUUCGCCUCAGAGAUCGCCGGCGUGGACGAUCUGGGCACCACCGGACGCGGCAACGACAUGCAGAUCGGCACCUACGUGGAGAAGCUCUUCCUCACGGAGCUCUCGGGCAACGUGAUCGACCUGUGCCCCGUGGGCGCCCUCACCAACAAGCCCUACAGCUUCGUGGCCCGUCCCUGGGAGAUCCGCAAGGUGAGCAGCAUCGAUGUCCUGGACGCCGUCGGCAGCAACAUCGUCGUGAGCACCCGCACCAACGAGGUGCUGCGCAUCCUGCCCCGCGAGAACGAGGACGUCAACGAGGAGUGGUUGGCGGACAAGUCCCGGUUCGCCUGCGACGGCCUCAAGCGCCAGCGCCUGGUCGCCCCCAUGGUGCGCAUGCCCAACGGUGAGCUGCAGGCCGUCGAAUGGGAGGGCGCCCUCAUUGCGGUGGCCAAGGCCUUGAAGAAGGCCAAUGGACAGGUGGCCGGAGUUGCCGGACAGCUGGCCGACGUGGAAGCGUUGGUGGCGCUCAAGGAUUUGAUCAAUCGCCUGGAGGGCGAGACCGUCGUCACCGAGCAGGGCUUCAUCAAGGGCUCCGGAACCGAUGUGCGAGCCAAUUAUCUGCUCAACAGCACCAUUGCCGGUCUGGAGGAGGCCGAUGCCGUCCUCCUGGUCGGCACAAAUCCCCGCUACGAGGCUCCCCUCGUUAACACGCGCCUGCGCAAGGCCUAUGUCCACAACGAGCUGCAGAUCGCCUCCAUUGGACCCAAGAUCGAUCUGUCCUACGAGCACGACAACCUCGGCUCCGACCCUGGCCUCAUCAAGGACGUCUGCUCUGGCUCGCACGCCUUCUCCAAGGUGCUCGAGGGCGCCAAGAAGCCGGCCAUCAUCAUUGGUGCCGAUCUCCUGGAGCGUGAAGACGGUGCCGCCAUCCAUGCCACCAUCGUGGAGUAUUGCCAGAAGCUGAAGAAGCCAGAGUGGAACCCCUUCAACGUGCUGCAGAACAAUGCCGCCCAGGUGGGCGCCUACGAUGUGGGCUACCAGGCGGGCGCAGAUCGCGCCAUCAAGGCCCAGCCCAAGGUGUUGUUCCUGCUGAAUGCCGAUGCCGGCAAGGUGACUCGCGAGCAGCUGCCCAAGGACUGCUUUGUGGUGUACAUUGGAUCGCAUGGCGACAAUGGAGCCUCCAUUGCCGACGCUGUGCUGCCCGGUGCCGCCUACACGGAGAAGCAGGCUAUCUACGUGAACACGGAGGGCAGGCCCCAGCAGACAUUGCCGGCCGUAUCGCCACCGGGCAUGGCCCGCGAGGACUGGAAGAUAUUGCGUGCCAUCUCCGAGGUGGUGGGCACACCGCUCUCCUACGAUACACUCGACGAGCUGCGCUCUCGCCUCGAAGACAUUUCGCCACAUCUGACGCGCCUCGGAGAGGUGGAGGCGGCCGGCUUCAAUGAGACCGGUGCCCAGGCAGCAAUCAGCAAAUCCAUCAGCGGCGGGGCCAUCGAUGUGAAGCAGAAGGAGCUGCGCGAUUACUUCAUGACCGAUGCCAUUUCACGCGCCUCCCCCACCAUGGCCAAGUGCAUAUCGGCGGUCAACAAACAGCAGCGGCAGGACGAACAGUCCAAGCAGAGCGUCGCCAUCUAGACCUCCUCCAUCCCCCUGAUAUAACUACUAAAUAAUUAAUGCUCUAUAUAUUUUUUUUUUAACUUUGCUUCCGCCCCCCCAAGUCCCCUUAAGAAGAACAGAAUAGUCAGCAGCAGGAGGAAGCAGCAGUAGGAGGAGGAGGAGGAGGAGGAGGAUCAGCAGCAGGAGUAUGCGCGGGCACGAAACAGCCUCAGCGUAGCGCUGAACUGUCGUAAAAUGUCUUUCAAGUUGUUAAAAAACAAAAACAAAAAAGAAUUAUACAAUACGUGAAAAUAGGAAAAAAAAACAACCAAAAUAAACAUCAAAUAGAAAAAUACAAGCAGCCUUCAGAAGGGAUUCCCUACCAAAAGAA
Messenger RNA from Drosophila obscura, 2675 nucleotides. RefSeq names its product NADH-ubiquinone oxidoreductase 75 kDa subunit, mitochondrial (gene ND-75). NCBI's taxonomy places the organism in Eukaryota, Metazoa, Arthropoda, Insecta, Diptera, Drosophilidae. The record is from RefSeq and is a predicted model, not a curated record. Gene Ontology annotation, molecular function: iron-sulfur cluster binding; NADH dehydrogenase (ubiquinone) activity. Bases 116 to 2323 code for a protein of 735 amino acids. The transcript is spliced from 6 exons. Gene Ontology annotation, biological process: ATP synthesis coupled electron transport. Gene Ontology annotation, cellular component: membrane.